Messenger RNA from Centruroides sculpturatus (bark scorpion), 4421 nucleotides. Its product is annotated as chaoptin-like. The transcript has 8 exons. NCBI's taxonomy places the organism in Eukaryota, Metazoa, Arthropoda, Arachnida, Scorpiones, Buthidae. Gene Ontology annotation, molecular function: protein binding. The coding region runs from base 413 to 4129 and encodes 1238 amino acids. The record is from RefSeq and is a predicted model, not a curated record. Gene Ontology annotation, cellular component: extracellular matrix.
UGGAUCUAUGCCUUUCUGUUUGAAGAGGAAGACUUAUACUUUUGGAAUGUAGAAAAUAUAUAGUUUUUGUGGAAGAAUAGAAAGCGUGAUACCUUAGAAAACUAAAGAUUGUGAUUUUUAGAAAGCAGCAAGGGUACAAUUUUUGGAAGAAUGAUAAAAUACGAAUUGGAAAUGAGCAGAAAACAAAAGAAAAAAACAAGGAAAAAAUUGGAAGAGGAUGCUGAGGAUGCGGAGGAGCAGCAGCAGCAGCAUCCCAUCUUUAGCUCGCAGAUAAUCAAACACUGCGAUAUCUCAGCCUGUUACAGUUCAUUUUAAAGAGAAGAAGAUCGUCUCAAAAUGUGAGCGUCAGACUAUGAGAAUAAAAUGCACCGCUAACUUUUUCUUUCAAAAUCUUUUUCCUCCAUGUUAAAAGAUGCCAAUAGAGACUACCAUACUGGUAGUUCUUCUUCUACCUUUUUUGGAAAUCUCUUCGGAGCCCUGUUUUUUUAAUCCAUUAUGCACCUGCACCUUAAGCCAAGCUGACAUUAUGUGUUUAGGUGUGCCGUUUUCUUUUCUACCGGACAUACCUACAGACGAGCUUUACCAGUUGAGCAUCAUGAAGUCCGAUUUGCUCUUGCUUACCAACGAUUCGUUGAAGGAAAGCAAAAUAUCUUCGUUAAGAAUAAUGCAUAAUAAAUUAUCUCAGGUCCUCCCCAAAGCUUUUAAGGGUACGGAACAUUACUUAACUUCCCUGGAUUUAAGUUUCAAUAGAUUAAAUGAGAUUCCUAGUUUAUCCAUCAGGAAGCUCUACCAUCUUCAAUGGCUCAGCUUGCAUAACAAUGACAUUGAAGAAGUGAAGACGAGAGAGGUGGCGAAUUUCGGCUGUAAAAACACGUUGAGGAGUUUGUUUCUAGGUGAAAAUCACUUAACACAGAUUAAAGAUGGUGUUUUUAGCAAAUUAUCGGCGUUAACUUCUCUAGAUCUCGACAAUAAUUUGAUUACAGAAAUCGAAGGGAGGCCUUUUCCGCCAUCUUUGGUUACACUUACACUUUCGCACAAUCAACUAACCUCGGUGCCUUUGUAUGCUUUAUCAAAUCUAAAAAACCUCAAUUGGUUUCAAAUAGGUGGUAAUUUAUUUCACGAAAUCCCCCAAAUCCUACCGAUACCGGUCAAACAAAUGGAAAAGUUAGAUUUCAGCAAUAAUUUAAUAACAUCACUUCCUGCAAACUUAUUUAAUUCGUCUUUCAACAUACGAGAUUUUCAUUUAGAAUUUAAUUUUCUUAAAACAUUAAAUAAUUCAACUUUUAAUGGAUUAAAACUGGAAAGACUUUCCUUAUCGAACAAUCGAUUGUCUUCCUGUUCUUUAGAUUCUUUUCUUGGAUUAGAGUCAACUUUAAGAACGAUCGACCUCAGUUUUAAUCUGUUUUCUGAAGUUCCUUCUUGCCUCUUUAAUCUCAAUCAACUCACGCAUCUUUAUUUACGUGGAAAUUUCUUGAAAAAAAUUAAGCAGAAAGAUUUCGGACGUUUUAAAGAAGUGCUUCAAGUUUUGGAUCUUUCGAGUAAUCUCCUGAAGAGGAUUCCAUCCGAGGCUCUAAACUCUUCAAUGAAUCUUUUACGCUUGAGUUUGCAAGACAAUCUCAUAUACCAGAUCGACAAAGACGAUUUCAUCUGGGCCGAAUCACUCACCAAACUCAGUUUGGCCAGCAACAAGAUAAUGGACCUCUCCGAAGACGUCUUCAGCCAUCUGAAGAAACUCAGAGAGUUGAGGCUCUCCUACAACAUGCUCACUUUUGUUGAUCCUCACUUCUUAUUGCCGAUUUCUGAAACCAUAGAGAUGUUAGAUUUCAGUUAUGCAUUUACGGAACACGUAACACUGCCAAGGAUUCGUUUCGAAGAGCUUCGUAGAUUGAAAUGGCUCCAAUUGGACCACAACACUCUCAGCAAUCUCACCGUCUCACCUUUAAUCAGUCUUCCAACCCUUUUUCAUUUUGAUUUGGAGGGUAAUCGUCUGAAAACUGUCGAUGGUUUGUUUCCUGAAAGCACCCACAAACACGUGAACAGUUUACUUCUAUCCAAUAACGACAUAGACGUGAUCAAUAGUGGCACAUUCACCAAAUUCCCGUCUGUCACCAGUAUAAUUCUAUACAACAAUAAAAUCAAAGCCAUAAGAGAGGAUGGAUUUAGAGAUAUGAAACUCUUGCACACUAUAGUUUUAGCCCAUAAUCAAUUAGUUUACGUGGAAGAUGGAAGUUUUAGAAAUUUGAACCAUUUAACUAACGUUUUCUUGCAGGAUAAUUUCCUGACCGUUUUUUCGCUCAAUAUUUUCAAUGGAAGUGGUGAUUCCUCCAACCCCAUGUAUCUCAAUUUAUCAAAUAAUGACAUUAGAGAAUUAGUGGUGUCACCGGAAUACGAAUUAGAAGACGAUAAUUUAGAGGUUAGAACUUUGGAUUUAAGUCAUAACAGCAUAUCAAUUAUACCCGAAGGUUUCUUGAGUCCAAUGGGAGAAUCGUUGUUUAACUUGUUCCUUUCCCAUAAUUCGCUCUCCAAUAUAACAUACGAGGCCCUAGCAGAUACUCCAUUGUUACAGGUGCUGAGGCUGGAUCACAACUACUUCACUUCAUUGUUCUCCCACGUCUUUUAUGGUUGCCCCUCAUUACAGAUCAUAUCCCUGAGUGACAAUUACCUAACAGAGAUAUCUGCCCAAUUAUUUUCCACUUUACAAAAAUUACGAAUCGUAGAUCUAAGUGGAAACAAUCUAACAACACUACCGGAUGAUUGUUUUACAGGAACUAAACUCCAACAAAUUAAUUUAUCAAGGAACUCCAUUAACAAUUUCCCUACAAAUUCGUUUCGUGGUGUGAAACACAGCCUGAGUUUGGUAGAUCUGUCGUACAAUCUCGUGCAAUCUGUAAAGGGAUUAAGUCAAUUAAGAGCACUUCAAUCACUAAAUUUGUCUUCCAAUGCAAUCAAUCAUUUGAUAGAUGGCUCUUUUUUCGGCCUUGAUAACCUACUAGAGCUAGAUCUAUCGAAUAAUCUAAUUGGGGAAUUGGAUCCUGAAGUAUUUAUGCCAUUAGAAAUGCUCAAAUAUUUAAAUUUAAAGAACACCAACCUAACCCAUUUACCGAUUUUACCAUUAAAAAGUCUACGAAAUUUAAAAAUAUCCAGGAAUUACCUUUAUAAUUUAUCUGAUCAAUCUUUUAUUCAUCUGGCAAAUCUUAGACAUCUCGACUUAUCCAGAAAUUAUCUUCGAGAUGUCCCACGACAUAUUUGGGUCAGGAUACCCGAUCUAUCAUUCCUUGACAUAUCUCAUAAUCCUGUUGAGAUUCUUACCACAGCAAGCUUUGUUGGGCUUCGUCGAUUGAUCUAUCUCGAUAUAAGGGGUUUACAUUUGAAAUUUCUCGAUUCUGGAACCCUCUACGGACUCAGAUAUUUAAAAACUCUAAAAACUGGAACGUACGCUUCGGUCAGGACGUUUCGCCUUCACGAUUUACUUGCAAAGUGUUCAUCGUUGAGGCGUUUUUGGAUAGAAGUAGAAGAACCAAUGUUGAAUCAUCAAUUACAAUGGACUUUCGGAAUAAAACUGAGAGAAUUAACAGUAACAGGAGAGAAACUAACAAAAAUAUUCCCGGAUGCAUUCUUAGGAUUACAAACUCACGAACUGAUUUUAAGAAUAACAAAUACUUCCAUUAAUACUUUACCAGAUGGUUUGUUGAAAUAUCUCGCUGAUGUUCGAUAUCUAACGCUGGACAUACGAGGAAAUCAAUUAUCUUCCAUGAAACCUGAAGUACUUGCUUUAAGUAGAGAAAGCUGCACAACUUUCAGCAGUACAAAACAUAUCAUAGGUGGCAUUAUGCUGGAGGAUAAUCCAUGGAUUUGCAGUUGUGAAAUUCUAUGGUUAGGUCAUUGGUUAAGAAGAUGGAUGAGGGAAACUUUUCGAGCUCACAUCUUGCCAUUUGAUGCAGCAUUACACGUGCAAAGUUUAGCUAGAAAGAGUAUGUGCACCAUGCCCGAUGGAAAGAUGAAGAUACCGCUCAUAGAUUUACGAAGAGAACACCUCGACUGCCAAAAUACUACGGAUCAUCCGCAUUUAUCUUCGAUUUCUUUCAUCAUCAGCAUCUUAACCGCCUGGAAAAUAUUCAUGGGAAGAUGAUAAGUUCAAUGAAAAAAAGAAAAAAAAAACGAUCAGCGAUUCAUCCGAGGCUCAAAUCGAUCGGAUUCAUCAUAGACUUUAGUGAAGAUCACAGAGUUUCAAGGUGAAGAUCAAAGGGUUUAUUGAGCCGACAUAUCAGUAUUCUAUUUGAAGUUAGAUCGUGUUUAUGAGACAAAACCAAAAAAAAAGAAGAAAAAAUAUAUGUUGAGUGGGUGAAAUAUCCCACCUCGAAAUUCCAAAAUUUUAUUUUUACACUUUUUUACAGAAAGUAAAAGAUGUGUUUCAAUGUUUA